GUGACGAGGCCGCCUCUGCGGCCAUCACCACUGUGGGCAGCUGCUGUCGGCCGUCGCCGUGCCCCCCGCCCGCACCGGGCUUCCCACCCGCCCGGGUGGGCCUGACCCUGGCUCCUGGGCCCCUUAGCAGCUGACCCUGCCGCUUUUCCAUCCCCUCGGGCGUUGAGGGUGCGCAGGGGUGACAUGGGUGACCGGAAGUGGGAGCUGUGAGCGACGCCGCCUGGGGCGCCGAAGCCCGAGGCGCCGUCGGGGCCACCGCGACGCACGCAUGGAGAGCGCUGGGCGUCGGGCUGCGCACCGACAGCUAACCAGGGCGCAAGGGCUCUGCAGGGCGGGGGCUUUGCAGAACCGACUGGCCUCCCUGGGCGCGGGAACAUGAGGCUAGACCUGGAGCCCGCUGCGGGCCAGGCGCGCAGUGCGCGGUCUCGCACUACUCUCCGGUGAACUGCGCGGAGCCCCGGGAUUCGCCCGUCGUUGUCGGUGGCGGCAUGGUCUUCUGUCUGGAAAACGAGGUGCCGCACCGCCCGCUGCGAAGCGCCAUGGUCCACUUCCAGGCCUCAGAAGUCCAGCAGCUGCUACACAACAAGUUCGUGGUCAUCUUGGGGGACUCCAUCCAGAGAGCUGUGUAUAAGGACCUGGUGCUUCUGCUCCAGAAAGACUCACUGCUCACAGCUGCCCAGUUGAAAGCCAAGGGGGAGCUGAGCUUUGAACAGGACCAGCUGGUGGCUGGGGGCCAACUGGGUGAGCUGCACAACGGGACACAGUAUCGCGAGGUCCGCCAGUUCUGCUCGGGUUCUGGCCACCACCUUGUACGCUUCUACUUCCUCACCCGCGUUUACUCUGAGUACCUUGAGGACGUCCUGGAGGAGCUGACAUAUGGGCCUGCCCCCGACUUGGUGAUCAUCAACUCCUGCCUCUGGGAUCUCUCCAGGUAUGGCCGUUGCUCAAUGGAAAGCUACCGAGAGAACCUGGAACGAGUGUUUGUGCGCAUGGACCAAGUGUUGCCAGACUCCUGUUUGCUGGUGUGGAACAUGGCAAUGCCCCUAGGCAAACGCAUCACUGGGGGUUUUCUUUUGCCAGAGCUUCAGCCACUGGCGGGCACUCUACGACGGGAUGUAGUUGAGGGCAACUUCUACAGCGCUACACUGGCCGGGGACCAUUGCUUCGAUGUCCUGGACCUCCACUUUCAUUUCCGGCAUGCAGUACGGCACCGCCAUCGAGACGGUGUCCAUUGGGACCAGCAUGCACACCGCCACCUCUCACAUCUGCUUCUGACCCAUGUGGCUGAUGCCUGGGGUGUGGAACUGCCCAAGCGUGACCGUCCCCCUGACCCGUGGAUUGAGGACUGGCCAGAGAUGGAUCAUCCAUUCCAGGGAAGCCAUAGGCAGUCCCCAGACUUCGGGGAGCAGCUGGCCUUGCCUCCACCCCCACCCUCUCCUUUACCCCCUCCCAUGUCUUUUCCUUAUCCUCUUCCUCAGCCCUCACCACCUCCCUUGUUCCCACCCCUGCCCCAGGAUGCCCCUUUUUUCCCAGGCCAGCCCUUUCCACCCCAUGAAUUCUUCAAUUACAAUCCAAUGGAGGACUUCUCGAUGCCACCCAACCUAGGAUGUGGCCCUGGAGUGAACUUUGUGCCUGGCCCCCUGCCACCUCCAGUCCCUGGCCCUGUCUCCCAUGGUCAGCACCGAGGCCCAGUGGUCCACCGGGGAAUGCCACGUUGUGUUCCCAACAGCCCCUACCAUGUGCCAAGGAUGGUGGGACCCUGUAGGCAACGGCUCAGGCACUCAGACAGACUGAUCCACACAUACAAACUGGACAGACGGGGACAUGCCCAUUCGGGAACAUGGCCUGGGUAGAUUGGAUGUUGGGCUGGGGGCUGGAUGUGCCAGGAGCCCUGCAGGGCCUGCUUGGCACCCCAGGUGUUGGGCCUGGCAUUGUUCUUGUCCAUUGCUGUCACCAAUAAAGGCAUGGAAGGACAGA
Messenger RNA from Marmota flaviventris (yellow-bellied marmot), 1977 nucleotides. RefSeq names its product PC-esterase domain containing 1A (gene Pced1a). The record is from RefSeq and is a predicted model, not a curated record. NCBI's taxonomy places the organism in Eukaryota, Metazoa, Chordata, Mammalia, Rodentia, Sciuridae.